This is a messenger RNA of Coprinopsis cinerea okayama7#130, 1428 nucleotides long. RefSeq lists its product as hypothetical. Gene Ontology annotation, cellular component: fungal-type vacuole membrane. Gene Ontology annotation, biological process: transmembrane transport. NCBI's taxonomy places the organism in Eukaryota, Fungi, Basidiomycota, Agaricomycetes, Agaricales, Psathyrellaceae. The record is from RefSeq and is a predicted model, not a curated record. The transcript is spliced from 10 exons. Gene Ontology annotation, molecular function: transmembrane transporter activity. The coding region runs from base 1 to 1428 and encodes 475 amino acids.
AUGGAGACGUUGUCAGGAAAUACGAAUGAACCGACGACACCAGAUCAAACUGCACCCCGCGAACCGACGUCGACUCCGGAGUCUCUGCAGUUGGCGGCUUUGAACGAUUCAAACAGGCAGUCAUGCGAGAAAUCUUGUCCUGACGAAAAGGCGAAUGGGAAUGGGAAUGAAAAUGGGAAGAUGGAGGAGGAGAAAGUGGGGGUAUUGGAAAAAGUGAAAGGCGUAUUGAAGCUGGCGAGCGACGCAAGUCAGGCGAGCUUAGGUUCGGAUUGGAAGGACGAGGAUAUCGUAUAUCCAGAUGGAGGCUUGAGAGCUUGGAUGGUCGUCAUUGGGGCUUACUAUGAGACGACGAUGUUACCGACGACCUCCCCUUCUGCUAUCGCAUGGAUAGGUUCGAUGCAGUACUCCCUCGUCUACAUCCCUGGAGUCUUCGCUGGUCGAUUAUGUGACCUCGGCUACUUCAAAGUACCCUUCAUAACAGGCGCCUCGAUCGCUGUCUUGGCUAUCUUUCUCAUCGCCGAGUCGACAAAGUACUGGCAGCUGUUGGUGACCCAGGGUAUCAUGCUUGGUCUCGGGGCGGGUAUAUGUGACGGGGCUCUUUUCCCUGUUGUUGCGCAUUGGUGGUAUAAACGACGGGGGUUGGUGUUUGGUCUGGCGGCUGUGGGUGCUUCAGCCGGAGGAGCGGUGUAUCCUAUUGCUGCCCGGGAACUUAUUCCUCUCGUAGGGUUCCCAUGGACAAUGCGCAUCAUGGGCUUCUUCUCCGCGUUCGCCUUAGGUUCGGCUAGUAUCCUCGUUUCGAGGAGGCUACCUCCUAAGAAUAUGCCCGGUGGAAUCUUCAACCUUGCCGUGUUCAAGAACAAGACUUUUUCGGUUUAUUGUGGGUCGACGUUGGUUAUUUUCCUGGGGAUCUAUACUGUUCUGACCUAUAUCGACAUCGGAGCGACUCGAGCGGGCAUCUCACCUGAAUUCUCUUUCUAUCUCGUUAGCAUCGCCAAUGCGAGUGCUGCGCCUACGCGUGUUGCUAUCGGGCUUUUGGCUGAUCGGUUUGGCGCGGUGAAUGUGAUCGUACCCUUCACGCUCUCGGCUGCGAUUCUCACAUUCGCUUGGCCGUAUGCGACGACGAAGGGGUCGCUGAUUGCGUUAGCUGUUCUUUAUGGGAUGUGCAACUCCGCUUUCGCCUCAGUGUUCAACCUCCCCUUGUACACACUAGGCGACAUGGGGGACGUAGGCCGCCGGGUAGGCAUCGUGAUGUUCUUCACGUCUAUCGGGGCGCUUGUUGGUCCGCCUAUUUCGGGCGCUUUGUAUGAUAAGACUGGGGGGAUGCAUGCUGUUAGUUACUAUGCUGGCGGAGCGAUUAUUUUGGGGUGUUCUAUGAUGCUUUAUGCGAAGUAUUUGUUUUAUGGUGGGACUUUGAAGGGGAAGUGGUAG